UGUGUGCUCCUCUGAGUGGAAAGUGUUUGUGAACAAGCGCCGAGCCCUGAGCCAGAGCAGUCAGCUCUAAUUACCAGGCGCUUUGAGCAGCCUCCGUCCCGACCGGACUCCGAGAGGCCUCUCCAACCCAGGCGCAGCCGGUGAAGGGGAACUCUCAUGGAUCUCUUGAACGUGGAGGCCGGAGAGGCAAGAAGACGCAUGGACUCACCUGCCUGCGUCUUGGAACUGCUGGGGCUGCUGGUCUACGUCGGGGCAUGGCUCUGCGCUCUGGGCAGCACUAUCCUGCCGCAGUGGCUGACCAAGUCCACCUCUCUGCUGCCCACCGAGAGCUACGACUUGGGACUGUGGGAGACCUGCGUGGUCCAGGACAUCGGCGGCAUGGAGUGCAGGUCUUACGACAGCCUGCUGGGGCUUUCCAGCGACCUCAAACUGGCCCGCAUCUCGAUGUGCACCGCCCUCGCCGUGGGGUUGCUGGGAAUCGUGGUCGCCGUACCCGGGCUCCACCUGAUCAACAGCUGCAAAAACUAUGAAGGCCACCGAACCAAGAGGACUCUGACCAUCACCGGAGGGGUGCUGGGGAUGAUGUCCGGGGUGCUCUGUCUGGUCCCCGUGUCCUACAUCGCUCACUUGGCGGUGAUGCAUUUCUAUGACGAGAAGGUUCCCGAGGUGGUGCCUCGGUGGGAGUUCGGAGACGCCUUGUUCUGCGGCUGGGCAGCAGGGUUCCUCCUCGUGGUGGCCGGGCUGAUUAUGGUGACCUCCACCUGGUGCUCCCAGGCGGAGCACCACCCUGCGCCACAGAGGAGGUGUCACGCCAAGAGAGACCGUGACCUCAGAAAACGCUCCGAGUACGUUUAACGAACGGAACGGCACGAUCACCUGUAGAGCUGCACUUCAAACUGCUUUGCACCAAUGAUGUCAAUGAUUUUUAUAUAUUAAAUACAAGAUAAUGUGUAAUAGCUGAUCCAGCCAAAAAACAAACAAACAAACAAAAAACAGGAUUUGAUUAGUAAUGUUUUAGCUCUUUUAAAAACUCACAUGCACAAUCAGACGUCGCAUUGCAAGAUGGCCUGCUGUGAUUAGUACAAGUGAAUAUUUUUUGUAAAGGGGGGUUUUAGUAUUAUGGGAUGGCUUUCAUUUAUCACUUUCAAGAUGAAAAAUAAACUAUUAAAGGCUUUUAUUAGGCUUUCUGUUAAUGUCUGUUAUUCUCAACCCUGAAGCUCAGAUCGUUUCUUAGAACCAAAUUUUUUUGUGAGUCCACUCUGGUUUUCUGGUGAGGUGCAUCGUCUGAUACGGAUCAGGUCUAUAGGUAAGCAUUCUGCUCUUGUAUAAAAUACUUGCAAAAAAAAAAUAAUGCUAAAUUUGCCUUUCUUACGUUUUGUGUCGUUACCUGGAGAUUUGAUUGUGUUUUUGAAACUUCUUUUUGCACGACUUUUGUUGUGCUAAUACAUUUCGGCUUGUUUAUUUUUUAUUUUCCUAUUGCUGAAUCAUGAACACUAACUUGACCCGGAUCUGUAGAUUUUGUUCUGGAUGACUUGUCUGUGAUUUCUGGACUAAUUUUGAUCGGUCAGCUGCUUCCGUUCCAGGUUUCCCCCCCCAUUUGUCACUGACUUUUUUAUUUAUUCUCAUUUGUCCUUGAACGUCUUUACACCACAACAUAAUGCGUUGCUUUUUGCGACCGUUUAGCUUGCUUCGCGUUUAUUUUCACACACUCUCUAAGUGAUUCCCUUCAUUACACGGAUCUGGUAGUUGUCAGACCUGGCUGUGUCAAACCUUGAGCAACAAGUCUAGCAAUCGGAGCUAAUUCGCGAUUUAAAAAGAAAACAAUUAUUAAAACAUAACAAGAUAAACCAUUUGGAAGCUGCAUUUUGUGUUUCAGUCGGGUUUCCUUUGUCUGCAAUUGAAAUUAGGUUGAUGAUCUGAAGUAGAUAGUUGUGGUUAACAAAAACACACAGCAAAAACAGAACAAAUUGUUCCAAAAAAAAAGGUAAAUACAAAACAAAGGAACCACCAAAGGGUUAAUUUUGUGCUGGUAAAAUGCUGAAAGACCCAAGCCUGUGUGCAGCAGUGUCCUGGUUUGUGGUCUGUUAUGUCAGAAGUUUAGGCACCGGCCAGACCACAGCCACCCUCAGACGACCGGUCCGGUCAGGAGUGGGGGGCAGAAGGGACUAAAACCAGCCGUCAGGUGUGUCUGCGGCGGUGGAAACACAGCUUGAGGCUAAUUCCAUCAGAUUUCCUGGUCACUCACAGAGCUAAGCUGUGUUUAAUGAAUACUUUAAUGGUCGAAGAAUGUAGCACACGUUGACAUAAUUACACAAAUUUGCCAGGGGUCAGAGUGUGUCACCGCUCACCGCGGUCCCGAGCCGCGGCCCGCAUGGCCCCGCGAGCACGCAGGUACAGCGGUGCAUAGCGCGUCAUACGCUGCGGAAAACCUUUUCCUGUAUGUCAGCUGUGCUUUCUGAGGAGCGAGCUCUUCCAGAAUGACGUUAAUAAGAGAUAAUGAUGUUGUCACACGAGCACGUCUCCCGAGGGGCCCCCGAAACGGGACUGGCUCUACUCCUGACCCGCCGACGGUAGUUCUGUUGAGACUCCCUGAGCCGGAGGCGCUUGGAGCAGAAAGAGAGAAUGUCUGCACUUCAAAAAAAUCACGCAAUCUGACGAAGUGUUUUUGGUCUAGUUUCAAGUUCAAAAUAUCCUAGCAUACUUUUAGUCAAUAAUUUCUGAACUUCGGUGAAAAAGUACAAGCUGUAAGUGAAAUAAUCAAAAAUACUUGAAAAGAUUUUAUGUGUUUGCACUGCGAUGUGCCUUAUUUGUGUAUUUCUGCGGGUUACCAACAGUACAGUCGAAAGAUAUUAUUUUCAUUUCAGUUUUUACCAUAACAUUUUUUCCAAUUUAUUAUCUUUUCAUUUAUUUAUAUAUCACUGACAAGCAAGAGUUAGAAGAAAAAUAAAAGAUUCCGCCAGUUGUAAAAAUUUAGCACAAACGCAUUCCAAACAGGAAGAUUAUUCUUGGUUCCAAGUCUAGUUUGGCUACUUUGAAGGACACGCUUUUGGUUCCGUCUGUUCCUUUACCAACACAAAAACGCGCCCUCCCAAGUUUCUCUCAGACGGAAAAGAAGAGGAGCCGUCAAGAGGGAGUGAUUAGCCAAUCAGGAGUGGAUUUAGAUGUCACGACUUGAAUUUACAA
Gambusia affinis (western mosquitofish) is the source of this 3183-nucleotide messenger RNA. RefSeq names its product putative claudin-24. Gene Ontology annotation, cellular component: plasma membrane; bicellular tight junction. Gene Ontology annotation, biological process: bicellular tight junction assembly; cell adhesion. The transcript has a single exon. The record is from RefSeq and is a predicted model, not a curated record. Lineage: Eukaryota; Metazoa; Chordata; Actinopteri; Cyprinodontiformes; Poeciliidae. Gene Ontology annotation, molecular function: structural molecule activity. Bases 157 to 855 code for a protein of 232 amino acids.